Messenger RNA from Blastomyces dermatitidis ER-3, 945 nucleotides. RefSeq lists its product as uncharacterized. Lineage: Eukaryota; Fungi; Ascomycota; Eurotiomycetes; Onygenales; Ajellomycetaceae. The transcript has 3 exons. The record is from RefSeq and is a predicted model, not a curated record. Bases 1 to 945 code for a protein of 314 amino acids.
AUGAAGCCACUCGUUAUCCUGCACUUCCUCGCCCUUACCGCCUGGGCCUUGAAGCCCCUCGCCCCUAGGGACCAUGGGGACCAAACAGUCAUCGUAGUUAACAAGUUAGCCCCAGACACCCACAGCUACGGCUACAGCGGCACUAACCCUGUCGAUGGAUGCUGGGAGAGCCUCGACUGCUCCCUGACCCAAAUCGAAGCAAUGUCCAUGGCGAGCCGACUCGAGUUCAUCAAGUAUCUGAGCACCUGGCGCCUGGACGCGUUGCACUCCAUGGACCAAUUCCGCGCGUUUGAAGGGGUCAUUGCCUUCUUCAUGAGGAAGGAUAUCGGUGGCACGGGCACGUGGUUGUCGCUUGUACAUGCUGCGUGCAUCGAGGCGUUGCAGAGGGGUGCGGCUAUCUCGCUGGGCUUGUCGAGUAAUACCGGUGGGAAUCCGGCAAGUGAGAAGUGGGCGGAUUAUUUUUAUCAGAGGAGGACGGGGAGGCUUACGGAUAGAGGUGCCCACGAUUUAUCCUGGGCUGUGGCAGAACAAGCUGCCGUUGACUACGGCAUGCGCCGCGCAGACUCAUCGCUGCAGAUCGAAAAGCCCUCCGGCCGCGUGCUACGCUGGAUGCAGUUCACGCGCGUAUACAGAACAGCCAUGCAGUAUCGCCGUACGAUCUUGUGGCUUAUGAGGAUGGGAUUCACAUGGUCUAGCCCCUCCAUACCCAUGGCCGUGGAAGCUUUCAUAGAUUGGGUCACGGACGUGACAGACGCAACCUCUACUGGCUUCCUAGCCGAUGUGGCUUGGACCCUUUCUGCGCUGGGGCUAUCCCAGCACGGAGAAGACCCCGCCGCUGACAGUGAAGUGAUGUUGAAGAUUGUCACAGAGUUUUGGGAGGUUUUCCAAUUGAGGAAUACCGGUGGUGGUAAUGGGGAGCAGGGAGGCAUUUCACAGCGAAGAUAG